CGAAAAGAGCCUUCCCGCGCAUAUUCAAAACAAACGACGACGGCCAAAGAAAACACGACGAGAAUAACCGCCAUUUGCAACCGAUUUUGACACGGACAGGAGUAGAAUAACCACCCUCGAUACCCUAGGGCACCAAGUAGCCACGCCGUCUGCGCAUCUCAUGAGCCCUCCAGAAAAGUAAUCUCGCGACAUUUCCCCUACCCUCGACAUGGUGUCAGGACAGACUGCGGGCCUGAGGUCACGUAAGGUCGACGUGAAGAAAGCCCUCCUAGUCUACCGCUACCAUGAGGUUCCCGACCUGGACGAGUCAUCCUCUCUCAACAGGGCCAUACUACAAGUUGCUACUGGUGUAGAGAAGGAGGAGGAAGAGGAGCACCAUCUUCAGGCCGCCUUGAUCGCCAAUCAAACGGGCCGUAUUCACGAGCAGGUUAUCAUCCCAACACCCGAUGCCUCCAGAGUCAUUAGCGAUUACAGUCGCUUUUACUCUAGUACAUUUCAUCAACCGCCGUCACUCAUUCGGUUUUCGACUGGGAUAGAAGAUGUCAUCGGCUGUCCUUACAAUUUGGACGAGGUGGAUGAUACUUUCCUUUCGGAACAUCGACAAAAGAUUGACGAUGGGGAAUUGCCACCGGAAGCAGAGCUGGAUGAAGCUCAGUUUGAAAAUAUUAUGUGGGCACUGGAGCUUGCUGGGGAUGAUAAGGUGUCUGGCGAGCCACCGACGUUGGAAGAGUGCCAACGCUUCAUUAGCCGGGAGGAGCCGAGUCUAAUGGCACAAACAGCAGCUAUCUCUGCGGUAUAUCCACAUUGGAGACAUCGCCGCUAUGUUGUGCGGGGCGGGCAAGCAGUCCAACCAAAGCUAAAGCUUUCUGAAGAUUGGUUGUUGAAACCAGACAAUGACCCGUACGUCUGCUUUAGGCGACGAGAAGUCAAGACUCUUCGACGACCGCGACGGACGGACACCCAUUCUCUGGAAAAACUUCGUCGUCUUCGAGACGAAAUGAACCGGGCCAAGCAAAUUCUCGAGAUGAUCACAAAUCGGGAAGCGGCCAGGAAGGAGAGCAUCGUACUGGAGCAUUUGAUAUUCGAACAAAGAGUUCUUGUUCGACGACUCAAAAAGAAACUUGGUAUUGUAACAUCCGAGAAGGAAAGCGAUGUCAGUCCGGACGUGCGUCGUAAAAAGCUGAAGGGGGUUGACUCUCGAGACGAACCUGUCAAGAAGAUACGGAUACCUCCGGCCGCUAUCAGGUCAGCUGCGCAAAUGGUGCAGGCCAUCGAAAGUAAGCUGCAUGAGUCUGGUGCCGACUAUGAUUCGUCAACACCUGAAGGAAAAGCUCGCCGAAAAAAGGUGGUGGAAGAGGGUCAAGGAUGGGCGGAUAUCACAGAGAACCCAUACCGUCCACCACGAAGAAGUCAAGCGGCACGUUACUGGCGGCGCGAUCUGCAAGCAUUACUUUUCCACAGCGAUGCCUCCUCAGAUGAAGAAGAAAGUUGCAUCCGGGUAGCAUAUGGUCGACGACGUUUGGGGAGAGGCGGGCGCAUUUUACUGGAUCGACAUGUGAAGCAGAAGGCGUGGAUGUCCCAUGCAGGUGGGAAGACGCUUCCAAUGGGUGUUCGUCUUCGACAUCGGAAACUACAGCAACUGGUCGCCGAGGUUGAAGCCUUGGGAGCUUCUGCCCAACGUUGGCGAUUUGACAAUAGCGACGAUGAAGUUGAUGAAGAGUCUGUCGUGGAUCUGGAUGAUAGUGCAAGCGCAAUUGCAUAUCGGGUAUUUAACAUUGGCCCGAAGGGAGAAGAUGAGAUUCUUUCUCUGAUGAAUCGACCCGCGCACCCAAAGCAAAUUGCACCACAACCGCUUACAGCUGCACAGCGUGCUGAGGAAGUACCACCACCACCACCUCAAGUCGUACGAACUCAGUCUGUACCGUUGCCAGGCUCCGCUGUUGGUGCAAUGGGCGUAAAUGGACUGGCCAAGAAGCGGCUCACUAAGGUCGGUGAUCCAGCGGCGAAGCCGCCAAGUGUCAACGCACAGAAGAAGAAAGCGCAAGAACAGUUGGAUCCCAAGCAAACGAUCAUUAAAGCCAUGAUGCAGCAAGCUCAACGCCAAGCGCAGCAAACACAACAGCAUUACGCGCAAAUACAAGCCGCCCAGCAGGCCGCGCUUGCUCAACAGCAACAGCAGAUGCACAUGGCAUCGGCCAAUGGCGGAACACCGGUGCCUUCCAGCGCAGCCGUAGGGCUUGCCGCGUCAACCGUGUCCGCUUCCACCGUUUCCCCGAUUCCGAGUGCCACGAGCUUACCAAAUGGUAAUAUGGGAACGCCUUUGAUGGCUCCGACUACCUCUGUUACAGCGGCGACAAAUGUGCAGGCCUCUCCGUCACCAAGGCUCGCCACGUCAUUUGCCACCGGUACAAACAUGAUGGGUCAAGGAUCGGUAUCCUUGGCAAAUCAUCCCGGUAUGCAAGGGACGACUGUACAACAGGUUGUCGCAAACAACCUCAAUGCCGCAGUUCUCAACAACCAGGCCAAGCAGCAGCACCUGCAGCAGCAGCUGCGCCUGCAACAACAAUACCGCCUACUUCAGCAGCAACAGAUCGCGCAGCAGCAACAGCAGCAACGCCAACAACAGCAAACCCAACAACAGCCAGCACUACAGCAGACUCAACAGCAGCCACAGCAACAGCAACAACAGGCGUCCAACCUCACUCCCGGACUUAUAUCACCCACUCCCAACGGCUUCACCGCGCAGCAGCUCUUUUACUAUCAACAUCUGAACAGUCCAAUGAGUCCCAUCACUAUUCAACAGCAAGCCAGAGCCCAAGUGGCAAUGCAAACGAGUCUCAGGAUGGGAGGGCUUAAUCAAGCCACCCUCGGAGCGAUUCAGAAUACACAGCUUACCCCUGCUCAGGUUCAAGCAUACUUGGCCCAGCAGCAGCAACAACACCAGCAACAGCAACAACAACAAAGCCAUCUAUCGCCCGGGUCCAUCAGCCUUCAACAGCAUCUUUUGAAUCAGCAAAAACUCAAGGCGGUGGCAGCCGGUGCUCUGCCAACGGUCUCAGAUGCAGGAAUCAACGGCGUGCCUGCUGCCAAUGGUAUCGCAGGGAUCAACGGGAUUGCCUAUAACACGUCAAUGAGCGCUGCCCAGUCCGCCAGUCAAGGUACGGACAACACAUCAGGCGUAGCCAACUCUCCGGCCCAACUGCACCAGCUUGCGAAAGCAGGCACCUCUGUUCCUGGCACGCCAACGACGUCAACGGUCAUCCAAGGGGUGCCACCGAAUACUGAUAGCGCCAAUCCGAGCGACAAGGAGAACGGUCCAACACCUGUCAUUGGUUCCGGACAUCCUGGUCUAUCACCUCAUUUGCCAGCGACAAAAACAGCGGCUUGACGAGCAUUAUCGGCGCUCGUCAAAGCAAAAUCGAUUGGCGGCCAUGAGGACUUCCGUGAUUCAUUUGAGUGGAGCUUGUCGGUGGAUGUUUUGUUGAUAGGGCUCUCCAGUACAUUUUGUUUUUUUCUUCUGCUGUGUUCUUCCAUUGUAUUUAUUGAUUCGAAGACCUCGACAGUGCACGUUGUUCCUUGAAUGUUUUUCUUUGAAUGUGCAUCUUGUUGAGGUUUGUGUUUGUUCAUUUGUUGUAUGUUGUUCUGUUUUUGUGAAAGCAAGAGAAUACCCCGCUGUGUAUCAUAUCCGUUACGACUGUGCCUUUGCAUUCCGGAUUCGCUCAGUGUGCAUUGUAUACAUGAGAAUUUCGAUUCUAAAUUAUUAUUAUAUACCCGUUUGUCCUAUCUAUGGUUUUUCUCUAAUAUAUUGACCCUCCUAG
Spizellomyces punctatus DAOM BR117 is the source of this 3818-nucleotide messenger RNA. RefSeq lists its product as uncharacterized. NCBI's taxonomy places the organism in Eukaryota, Fungi, Chytridiomycota, Chytridiomycetes, Spizellomycetales, Spizellomycetaceae. The transcript has 7 exons. Gene Ontology annotation, cellular component: piccolo histone acetyltransferase complex. Gene Ontology annotation, biological process: regulation of transcription by RNA polymerase II. The coding region runs from base 209 to 3388 and encodes 1059 amino acids. The record is from RefSeq and is a predicted model, not a curated record.